CACCGCCCGCUGACUCGCAACUCCUCGUCAUCCUUCACCAUGACCAAGGAUAGAUUAGCAGCCCUCGUCGCGGCCCAGUCGGACGAUGACGAUGUGGCGGACGAUGUGUCCGUCAACGUCGGGGCGCCGGAUGACUUCAUGACGGAAUUUUUCGCGGAGGUGGAGGAGAUCCGCGAAAUGAUAGACAGGAUCCAGACAAACGUGGAAGAUGUGAAGAAAAAGCACAGCGCCAUUCUCUCCGCGCCGCAGACCGAUGAGAAGGUGAAACUAGAACUGGAAGACCUGAUGUCUGACAUCAAGAAAACCGCUAACAAAGUGAGGGCUAAAUUAAAGGUGAUAGAGCAAAACAUCGAGCAAGAGGAGCACACCAAUAAAUCGUCAGCAGAUCUAAGGAUACGCAAAACUCAGCACUCGACGUUAUCUAGGAAGUUCGUCGAGGUGAUGACGGAGUAUAAUCGAACACAAACCGAUUAUAGAGAGCGGUGUAAGGGAAGAAUACAACGACAGCUCGAGAUCACGGGGAGAACAACCACCAACGAGGAACUCGAAGAGAUGCUGGAACAAGGAAAUCCAGCCGUUUUCACGCAAGGGAUCAUUAUGGAAACGCAACAAGCAAAACAAACUCUUGCGGACAUCGAGGCGCGUCACGCUGACAUCAUUAAACUCGAAAACUCCAUCAGGGAGUUGCACGACAUGUUCAUGGACAUGGCCAUGUUGGUAGAAAGUCAGGGGGAAAUGAUGGACAGCAUUGAGUACUGCGUGAAUCAGACCGGCGACCACGUCGGCCAGGCCCGGGGCGAGCUGAUUAAAGCCGAAGAGUACCGAUCCAAGGCUCGUAAGAAAUUGUUCCUGAUAUCGAUCUGCGUGACGAUAGCAGUCAUCAUUCUGAUUAUCAUUUUGGCAGUUAGUUUAAGUUAACUUAAGCAUGCGCACGCGACAUUGGCGAUAGAAAAAAAGAAAUAAACACAUUCUCAGAGUAAGUUUAACGGAAUGAAGGGGAAAAAAUAGAACAAAUCGGGACGGGACAAGUAUUUUGAAUUGCCGAAAUAUUCGUCAUUCUUGUCUCGUCUCUCUGACGGCAAGCCAGAAUCCUAUAACGAAGAUCGACCACGUCCAUCCUGAAUCUUCGCCGGGAAAUUCGGAUAGCACGAUACGCAUCACCGAUUUCGAGGUAUCGUCUACGCAAGAUCGUUAAGUUUAUUUAUUAUUGAAUUUUAAUAAAUUUUAUGUGUUUAUACGUUUAUUAGUCGUAAAGAAUUUACUUUGUAUUCUCAUGAUUAUACUAACCGCGGGUUUACCAAUGUAUCGAAUGUAAUGGUGAUCAGAAUCCAUCGUGCGGAUGUAAUUUCCCGGAAAAACGCCUCGAUGGACGCAAACGUCAUAACGUCAGAGUAGAAGUUAGGAACGGUGAUAAAACGUGCGCUAUAAGUCUGGGUUGCACGAAGAACAAACUAUCACUUUAUUAGCGAAGAUUGCAAUCAAGUUCCUUCUAUUGCGCCUCAAUACGUUGGAAAACGCGUAAAACCGCGAUAUUAAUUUUUAUUACAUUCUUUCGAAGAAACUAUAUCUUACCGAUUGCGAGAAGAAAUCGAUACAAGAAUUUGUAUAAACUUGCAGAGUGACGGUUCUUGAAAUUAAAAAAGAAAUAUAAUAUACGUAUAUAGUAUUAUAGCUUGUACAAAUUAAAUACUGUGUUUGUUUAAAAUGCGUGCACUGCAAGUUUGCAUUAAAUCGUAGAAACGGAGAUAAGAAAUGUCGAGAAAAAUGAUCGAAGUCGGUGUUUUUUUUGGAAUGGAAUGGAGAUCGCCAUCACUGAUAGCUUUUCCUCGCAUUCGGGCGUAUCUUCGCACUGCCUUUUAUUAUUUUUUUCCAUUUUUAUUAUUUUUGCCACUUCAUCGUUCUUAUCCAAGUUCUGACGCGAGCGAGUAAUAACGAUGGCGAUUGCACAAUCGAAAAUCACGCGCGAUCGGACACAUGCGCCCAUUUCCAAAUCGUCUUCAGACGAAGCUCGUCGUCGAUUUGAUACGAAAUGCAGCGACAGCAAACUGAACCAUUCGUGAUUUUCAUUUCUGUUUCUAUAUUUAUCACCAACGAAUAUUGAUCUUGACUACCGUGUCAUUGGAGGAGAAAUUGUUAAAUGUCAGCAAUCUAUAAAACAGUUCGGAAUCACUAAAAUAAGAUCUCAACAUAUUUUAUAUUCAGAAUUCUCACUCUCAUAACUCCAUUCUCUAAAUGAAUAAAUAAAGAUUAAAAUAUGAAGGCAAAAAUUAUCAUAGUAAAUUUAAUUUAAAAAAAAAUCUGUUCGUUAAAUUCUUCCAGUUUUAUAUUGAGAUCUCUUAACAUCGAUUAAGAAAAUACCCUUGGGACGUAGCUACAACGAGCGCGAGAAAUAUUCGAUUUAAAUUUUCAAUCUUCGUUCUUGUCGAAAUUGAUUAAAUUUAUCGGCGCAAAUUGUUUGUUGUCGCCGCAGAUUCGUUUGAUAUCAUUAAAUCAGCAAUACUCUUUAGAUCAGACUUGUCCAACACUUUACCAGCAAACUAUAAACGCUUUCACCUCUCGUUAAGUAAAAUGUUUAGUUUACAAGCAAAAUGUUGGAGAAGCUUGUUCUAGAUAAUAGAAAAGGCAAUUUGAAUCGGCGCGGGUUGGAGUUUGACGCUUCCGUAUUUGUCCCAGAACUGAUCGAUCGUUUCUGUGCGAAAUGUGACAGAGACGUUAUCUUCUUCAUGCCCGCGUACUUUAGUCCUUGCCUGGAUACGAGAAUUUCUGCUCGGUCGGGACAUUAAUCCGCGUGAUAACGACGUGUUUCGCGAUACGUAUGUAUGCUCCAAUGAAUACUUAGAUAUCGAUCACCGUCGUCGCAAUGCAGACCGCACGACACGAUAAUGGUGCCCGUGGCAUUGUACAUGUAAAUAAUCGUAAUUUGUAUAGAGCAGAUGAUAAUAAUAAUAAUAACGAGAUAACGAAAAAAAGAGUAACAAUAUUAAUCAUUAAUGCCGAUAAUAAACAUUUUCUUCUUUGGAUGUAUUCAGCGUAAAAAAAAAGAAACGAUUACACAUAAAUUGGAGAAUGGCGAUAUGGUACGUCUUUAUUUCUAUCAUCUUUAUUGUACUUGCCGCCUCGUGGAGGAAGAAACAAAAAGGAAAUUGUUCGUUAAUAACACACCAGGUGCAAAUAAAAUGAGAUGUAAUAUAAUUAGCUGACCGUACGAAAUAAUAGUAGAAUCGCGAAAAUAAUAGAAUUCAUGUCGCGUUUUAUA
Messenger RNA from Acromyrmex echinatior (Panamanian leafcutter ant), 3256 nucleotides. It is a transcript of the gene Syx1A, whose product is annotated as syntaxin 1A. Gene Ontology annotation, molecular function: SNARE binding; SNAP receptor activity. Gene Ontology annotation, biological process: intracellular protein transport; vesicle fusion; exocytosis. The record is from RefSeq and is a predicted model, not a curated record. Gene Ontology annotation, cellular component: endomembrane system; SNARE complex; plasma membrane. NCBI's taxonomy places the organism in Eukaryota, Metazoa, Arthropoda, Insecta, Hymenoptera, Formicidae.